This is a messenger RNA of Chaetomium fimeti, 1985 nucleotides long. RefSeq names its product major facilitator superfamily domain-containing protein. The transcript is spliced from 9 exons. Gene Ontology annotation, cellular component: plasma membrane. The record is from RefSeq and is a predicted model, not a curated record. NCBI's taxonomy places the organism in Eukaryota, Fungi, Ascomycota, Sordariomycetes, Sordariales, Chaetomiaceae. Gene Ontology annotation, molecular function: transmembrane transporter activity. Bases 84 to 1784 code for a protein of 566 amino acids. Gene Ontology annotation, biological process: transmembrane transport.
UGUGGGAACUCCGUCGUAUUUGAAGGAGGGGGAGACAGGAAUUCUCAACUGUGCGCCGUCCGAAUGUUGCCACAACCGCGACCAUGGACAAAGCCAACUUGAACACCCCCGAUGGGGUCUUGGGGCCAGCGGAGAAGCCCAACGCGACGAGCAAGACCUCCAAUGACACCACCGGGGCCCACGAGUUCAAUGAGCAGACCAACUACGUCCCGAAGCGCACCAUCAUCACGAUCUUCCUCGCCUGCGCGGGCGUCGACCUUCUGGCGCUCAUAGACCAGACCACGCUCGCGACCAGCCUGUACAUCAUCGGAAAUGCCCUGGGGUCUACCUCACAGGUCUCGUGGAUAGCCAACGGUUACUUCAUAACCUCGACCGUGGGGCAGCUGCUUUACGGCCGGCUGUCGGACAUUUGGUCGCGCAAGGUUAUCCUCCUCGCCGGCCUCGCCGUCUUCUUCCUCGGAUCCCUGGCUUCGUCGCUCGCCCAGUCGGUGCUGCAGCUGACCGUAUUCCGCGCCUUCACCGGCAUCGGCGGCGGCGGGCUGAUGACGGUUGCCCAGCUCAUCGUCAGCGAUGUCGUGCCGCUGCGCGAGAGGGGCAAGUACCAGGGCAUCAUCGGCGCCGUGAUAGCCAUCGCCAACGGCAUUGGCCCUGUGAUUGGCGGUGCGCUGUCGUCUAGGUCGGGGGACUCGUGGCGAUGGAUCUUCCGCAUCAACAUGCCCCUAACUGUGGUUACCACCCUGGCCGUGGUUUUCUUCAUGCCGCUGAGGAAGGUCCAGGGUGAUUGGAAAAUGAAGCUCAAGGCCGUGGAUUUCGUCGGCAUCCUACUGGCCUUGGCGGGCACCAUUGUUCUGAUGCUGGGCCUCACCUGGGGUGGAGGUGAAUAUCCGUGGGAGUCGGCUCAUGUCGUCGCGACACUGGUUAUCGGCCUCGUCGUAUGCGCCGCCUUUGUAUUGUGGCAAUGGAAGGGUCCGCGGUACCCUCUUGUUCCCCUACACAUUUUCAAGUCCAGGAUCGUGAACGGGGCUUGCAUCACAAUGGCAAUCAACGGCUGGAACUUUGUCGUGCAGGUCUACUACAUCCCCUCCUUCUAUCAACUAGUGUACGAGUACUCUGCCACGAGGGCCGGCGCCAUGCUGCUGCCCAUCACGCUGGUCCAGACAGCAAGCAGCACCCUGUCCGGCCUUGUCGUCCACUGGGUCGGCCGCUACCGCGAGUCCAUCCUCUUCGGAUGGGUCUGCUGGGCCGUCGGCCUGGGCUUGAUGUCGACGCUUGACGAGACCACGGGCGUUGGGAAACAGAUCGGGUACUCGAUCCUCAUUGGAGUGGGCGUUGGCAACACGUUGCAGCCUGCUUUGAUAGCCGUCCAAGCGGGCGUGGUUAGACGUGACAUGGCUGUCGUCACCUCGUUCCGAAACUUCGUCAGAAACCUUGGCGCCACCAUUGGCCUGGCCGUUUGUGGGACUAUUAUCAAUAAUGUCCUGGUUGCAUCUCUGCGGUCUCUCGACAUCGACCAUGACGCACGCAAGACUCUCCUGGGCAACCCACAGACGUAUCUAGACACCGUCUCCGAGGUGGAGGCCGACAGAAUCCGUCGUGUCCUCAUCCCCGCGUACCGAAAAGGGUUCCGCAUCAUAUUCAUAACUGGUGCAGCCCUUUGCGCACUGGCUUUUGUCAUUUCCUUUUUCAUGCUGCCUCAAGUCGAAUUGUCCCGCCCAGAUGAUGAAAAGCUCAGGGAGGAGGGCCGCAAGGCGCAUGAGGAUAAGGAGCGGCAGCAUGUAGCAUAGACCAUAGCCUCGACGGUUUCGCCUGCUUUACGGUCCAGGGCUUGGAAGCAGACAUGGAGGCUCCGACGUGGCUAUAGCACGUGCGAGAUUCCCAUCACUCAAUACAUGUAGCGGGGGGAUUCAGGGUAAAUGGCGUGUUCCGCGAAACGACGGCUAACGGGCCGCAAGGAAUUUGAGGCUGAUGUCAAGGUCCCAUAUUGG